GAUGUGUCUGUUACUUGAACUCUAUGAAGCAUUUAUUUGGGCUGCAAUUUCUGAGGCUGGUAACUGUAAUGAACUUAUCCUCUGCAGCAGAGGUAACUCUGGGUCUCCCUUUCUUGUGGCGGUCCUCAUGAGAGGCAGUUUCAUCAUAGCGCUUGAUGGUUUUUGCGACUACACUUGAAUAAACUUUCAAAGUUCAUGAAAUGUUCAGCAUUGACUGACAUUCAUGUCUUAAAAGUGAUGAUAGGAUGUCGUUUCUCUUUGCUUAUUUGAGCUGUUCUUGCCAUAGUAUGGACUUGGUCUUUUACCAAAUAGUGCUCUCUUCUGUACACCACCCAUACCUUGUCAUAACACAACUGAUUGGCUCAAAUGCACAUCUGUUAAUUGAAUUGCAUUCCAGCCGACUACCUCCAUUAAGCUGGAUGAGAGAAUGUUAAGUGUGCAAAGCUGUCAUCAAGGCAAAGGAUGGCUAAUUUCAAAAUCUGAAAUAUAAAAUUUUCCAAAAGACUUUCCAAAAGAAAUUGGAUGUUGCACAUGUUUACAUUUGAAAUAAGUUCUAAUUAAUUCAAAUUCUUAGUCUCAUUUAAUGUAUUUAAUGUACAUGUUAGAUGGCAACAUGUUUCCUAAGUCGUAGACGACUAUGUUUGUUACUAUCCUGUACCACUGCACCAAUAAAGGACGAUAUCCAUCCGGAACUUUGCCACGUAGUAAAUAUGUGUCACUGGACCUUCUCAAAUAGGAGUUGAGUACCCCUGCCUUACAUUAUGAUGCUCUGUGUGUCCCCAGAGUCUGUAGAUGGUACCCAGUAUCACUGUAGGAUCUUCCUGAGUUCAAGGACACUGGAGACUGGACAAGAGGGUAACACCAACCAGCCAACAAUGUCUUCCAUUGACCCCUACCAGUACAUUAUUGUGGAGCAGCAGUUCUCUCACAAGUUCAGAGUAACAGUGGUGCGAGCUAAGAAUGUCACUAAGGGAGCACUGGGUGACCUGUUGGACACUCCUGACCCCUAUGUGGAGCUGUUCAUUCCCACCACCCCUGAGAGCAGGAAACGAACAAGGCACAUAGACAACGACAUCCACCCAGAAUGGAAUGAGACCUUUGACUUCAUACUGGACCCAAACCAGGACAAUGUUCUAGAGAUAACAUUAAUGGACGCCAAUUACGUGAUGGACGAGAAGCUUGGGUCUGCAUCGUACAACAUCUCCAAGAUGUUGAAAACUGGCCACACAGAGACGGUGCCUUUCCUCAUCGGCAAAGCAACCAAUGUGUACUUAGAGAUGGCCCUGGAGGUCUGUGCGAACCUGGACCUGCGGUUCAGCCUGACCCUGUGUGACAAGGAGAAACUAUUCAGACGGGCCCGCAGAGAGAGGGUGAUGCUGGGCAUCAAGAAGCUGCUGGACAUGGAAAAGCCCCGCUUCCUCCCCAGCACCCCUCAGGAGGUGCCGGUGAUCGCAAUAGUGGGCUCAGGGGGAGGCUUCAGGGCCAUGGUGGGCUUCUCUGGGGUUAUGAAGGGCCUGUAUGAGUCUGGGGUCCUGGACUGUGCCACCUACAUUGCUGGCCUCUCUGGAUCCACCUGGUACAUGUCGACCCUGUUCUCUCACCCAGAGUUCCCCUCUAAGGGUCCUAAGGAGAUCAACGCGGAGCUGAUGAAAAGAGUGAGCAGUAACCCUCUGAGACUGCUAUUGCCCCAGCACAUCACCAACUACAUCCAGUCUCUGUGGAGCAAGAAGGCCAACGGACAGCCCGUCACCUUCACUGACAUCUUCGGCAUGCUCAUCGGAGAGACACUCAUCCCUGCUAGGAUGGACACAAAGCUGAGUGAGUUGCAGGAGAAGGUGAACGAGGGCCAGUGUCCUCUCCCUCUGUUCACCUGUCUGCACGUCAAACCAGACGUGUCCGAGCUCAUGUUCGCAGACUGGGUGGAGUUCAGCCCGUAUGAGAUUGGAAUGGCAAAGUACGGAACAUUCAUGACCCCUGAUCUUUUUGGAAGCAAGUUCUUCAUGGGAAUCACUGUGAAGCAGUAUGAAGAGAACCCACUACAUUUCCUUAUGGGGGUUUGGGGGAGUGCCUUCUCCAUCCUCUUCAACAGAGUGCUGGGUGUCAAAGACACUGUCGGGGGGAGCACCAUGGAGGAAGAGCUCGAACAGUUAAAGCCUCAACACAUUGUGGGGGAGGACAGACUAGAUAAUGACGAGAGGCCUUGGAAAGGAGGCAAGGAGAACCCAGGGGCGGAAGAUGAGUACGAAACCGCCCAGAACAGCUGGGUCCAGCGAAUGAUCACCUCCCUCUUCAGCGGCGACUCCUUGCUCAACACGCGAGAGGGGCGGGCGGGGAAGGUUCAUAACUUCAUGCUAGGCCUCAACCUCAACACCAACAUGCCCUUCUCUACCUUCGGAGACUUUAUGUACCAGAACUCCUGCGCUUCCUUCGAGGAUGAGGUUGACGCUGUCACAGACCCAGAUGAGUUUGCUGGUAUCUACGAGCCACUGGACGUGAAGAGUAAGAAGAUCCACGUAGUGGACAGUGGUCUGACCUAUAACCUCCCGUACCCCCUCAUCCUGCGCCCGCAGCGUGGCGUCGACCUCAUCAUCUCCUUCGACUUCUCAGCCCGCCCCAGUGACUCCAGUCCGCCCUUCAAGGAGCUGCUGCUGGCUGAGAAGUGGGCCCGGAUGAACAAGCUGCCAUUCCCUAAGAUCGACCCCAAGGUGUUUGACCGCGAGGGCCUGAAAGAGUGCUACAUCUUCAAGCCAAUAAAGGGGGAACGGAACUGCCCCACUGUCAUCCAUUUUGUCCUGGUCAACAUCAACUUCAGGAUGUUCAAAGCCCCUGGAGUGCCUCGUGAAACAGAACAGGAGAAGAAGAUGGCUGACUUUGACAUCUUUGAUGACCCCGAGACACCGUACUCCACGUUUAACUUCCAGUACUCAAACCAGGCCUUCACACAACUCCACGACCUCAUGGAGUUCAAUACGCUCAACAACAUCGAGGUGAUAAAAGAGGCAAUUAAGGAGAGCAUUAUGUACAGGAAGGAGAAUCCCUCACGCUGCUCUGUGUCCCUCUCACUCAACGAGAUCCAGAACAAAAUGUUCCUGAAGCGGGAGAAAGCCCGGAAGUGAGAGCCGGAAUGCUGGCAGAAGCAACGUCAAGCUAUCAGACAAGACUUUGCGAAAUGACAUACAGAACCAGUCAAAAGUUAUUUCUACAUUUUUUAAACUAAAUAACACAUGGAAUCAUGUAGCAACCAAUAAAAACUGUUAAACAAAUGAAGAUAUAUCUAAGAUUCUUCAAAGUAGCCACCCUUUGCCUUGAUGACAGCUUGGCAGACAUGCUCUCGACAUAAAGUAUUUAUUUCAA
Messenger RNA from Oncorhynchus nerka (sockeye salmon), 3354 nucleotides. Its product is annotated as cytosolic phospholipase A2-like. The coding region runs from base 762 to 3116 and encodes 784 amino acids. The transcript has 17 exons. Gene Ontology annotation, biological process: glycerophospholipid catabolic process. Gene Ontology annotation, cellular component: cytosol; nucleus; endoplasmic reticulum. The record is from RefSeq and is a predicted model, not a curated record. Gene Ontology annotation, molecular function: calcium ion binding; calcium-dependent phospholipid binding. NCBI's taxonomy places the organism in Eukaryota, Metazoa, Chordata, Actinopteri, Salmoniformes, Salmonidae.